Messenger RNA from Melospiza melodia melodia, 1079 nucleotides. It is a transcript of the gene FUNDC1, whose product is annotated as FUN14 domain containing 1. Lineage: Eukaryota; Metazoa; Chordata; Aves; Passeriformes; Passerellidae. The transcript has 5 exons. The coding region runs from base 52 to 522 and encodes 156 amino acids. The record is from RefSeq and is a predicted model, not a curated record. Gene Ontology annotation, cellular component: mitochondrial outer membrane. Gene Ontology annotation, biological process: autophagy of mitochondrion.
GCCGCUGGGGGCGCAGCGGGGAGGCCGCCAGCCGCCCCAGCCCCGGCCAACAUGGCGGCGCGGCGGCCCCGCUCCGCCUCAGAGCACGACAGUGACGAUGACUCCUACGAAGUGCUGGAUUUGACGGAAUACGCUCGGCGUCACCACUGGUGGAACCGCUUGUUCGGCCGCAGCUCGGGGCCCAUUGUAGAGAAAUACUCUGUGGCCACCCAGAUUGUCAUGGGAGGUGUGACUGGCUGGUGUGCGGGAUUUUUGUUCCAGAAGGUCGGAAAGCUUGCAGCAACUGCAGUAGGUGGUGGCUUUCUCCUGCUUCAAAUUGCUAGUCAUAGUGGGUAUGUACAAGUUGACUGGAAGAGAGUUGAAAAAGAUGUAAACAAAGCAAAGAAACAGUUAAAAAAGCGUGCAAAUAAAGCAGCUCCUGAAAUCAACACUCUCAUUGAAGAGUCAACAGAGUUUAUCAAGCAGAACAUCGUGGUGUCCAGUGGCUUUGUUGGAGGCUUUUUGUUGGGGCUGGCAUCGUAAGGAGCCGGGCGUCUCUUCCCGAUGGGAUCCGUGUCAGCCAGGAUCACUUGUGACACGCUGUCUGCCAGCAGUGUGGCUCACUGGGCCUGCCAGAGCAACACAGGAGGACUAGCUAGACAACUUGGGAGCUUUUACAUUUCAGGCUUUUGCCUCUUGAGGCUUGGUAAAACUAGGAUUUGCUGAAAAACUGUGCAGUGUGCUCAUUUAUAGCGUUUCUGGGCAAAACUGGUUCAUCCUCAUCAUGUCUCUUUUUAUCUAUGGCCUUUCAAGAUCUAGCAUUUUUUAAAAUGUUAUUCUUGGAAUAUAGCUGUGUAACCAUACUAUAAGAAUGAAAGCUCCAUUUUUAUGUUUUCAGUUAAAUACUGUUUAUUUAAAAAGUAUUUUUCUUCAUGCUGUAGUAGGUAGUAUCAAUGACUACACACUGUAUAUGAUAUUGUGGUUUCAGCCUCUUGGCUGUCCAUCUUCUUUAGAAGUCACUGCAAUAAUCUGUAAUACCUUUUUACAGAGUAUUAAAUAACAAAGAAUCAUGAGCUUAUUAAAGGUGAAAAUUAACUUUG